Carlito syrichta (Philippine tarsier) is the source of this 817-nucleotide messenger RNA. RefSeq names its product claudin 6 (gene CLDN6). The transcript has 2 exons. Lineage: Eukaryota; Metazoa; Chordata; Mammalia; Primates; Tarsiidae. Gene Ontology annotation, cellular component: plasma membrane; bicellular tight junction. The record is from RefSeq and is a predicted model, not a curated record. Gene Ontology annotation, biological process: bicellular tight junction assembly; cell adhesion. The coding region runs from base 60 to 725 and encodes 221 amino acids. Gene Ontology annotation, molecular function: structural molecule activity.
CGCACUCCGCCUAGGAAUUUCCCUUGUUACCUUCGCAGUGCAGCUCCUUCGGUCUCGCCAUGGCCUCUGCCGGUCUGCAGAUCCUGGGGAUCAUCCUGACCCUGCUGGGCUGGGUGAAUGCCCUGGUGUCCUGUGCCCUGCCCAUGUGGAAGGUGACCGCCUUCAUCGGCAGCAGCAUCGUGGUGGCCCAGGUGGUGUGGGAGGGGUUGUGGAUGUCCUGCGUGGUGCAGAGCACCGGCCAGAUGCAGUGCAAGGUGUACGACUCGCUGCUGGCGCUGCCGCAGGACCUGCAGGCUGCCCGCGCCCUCUGUGUGGUAGCCCUCCUCAUGGCCCUGCUUGGCCUGCUGGUCUAUCUUGCUGGGGCCAAGUGUACCACCUGUGUGGAGGACAAGGACUCCAAGGCCCGCCUGGUGCUCACCUCUGGGAUCAUCUUUGUCAUCUCGGGGGUCCUGACCCUAAUCCCCUCCUGCUGGACGGCGCACACCAUCAUCCAGGACUUCUACAACCCCCUGGUGGCUGAGGCCCUCAAGCGGGAGCUGGGGGCAUCCCUAUACCUGGGCUGGGCGGCCUCGGGCCUUUUGUUGCUGGGUGGGGGUCUGCUAUGCUGCACCUGCCCCUCAAGGGGGCCCCAUGGCCCCAGUCAGUACAUGGCCCGAUACUCGGCAGCAUCUGCCCCUGCCACCCCCCAGGGGCCCUCCGAGUACCCCACCAAGAAUUACGUCUGACAAGGGUCAGAGAAUGGGGGCCCCCAUCCGUGAAGCCAUCAAGAGAUAGUGGUGCCUGACAGCUUGGGGGCAGGUUUUUACCUUUUGUCUUU